This is a messenger RNA of Eutrema salsugineum, 624 nucleotides long. RefSeq names its product protein PELPK1. NCBI's taxonomy places the organism in Eukaryota, Viridiplantae, Streptophyta, Magnoliopsida, Brassicales, Brassicaceae. Bases 55 to 414 code for a protein of 119 amino acids. The transcript has a single exon. The record is from RefSeq and is a predicted model, not a curated record.
UGCACAAGACUCUCAUUCUCAGUCAACCCAACAAGCAAAACAAACCAGAACACCAUGGCUCCUCUCAGGAACUGUUUCUUAGCAUCUCUGGUGAUGGCAUUUACAUUCACAAGCUCCUUCACCGUCCUUUCCGCUCACCGUCAUCUUCUCCAAUCAACACCAGCGACUCAGCCUCCGGCUUUAACAUUCCCACCUCUUCCCAAAACCACUAUGCCACCGCUUCCUUCUCUACCAAAUCAACCACAGCCAAAUCUACCACCAAUGCCAACACAGAUACCUUCAUUGCCCAACCCGGUGCAGCCCACGAUCCCCAACCUUCCACAGGUGAACUUACCUAUUCCCAGCAACUUACCCUUCAAUCUACCUUUCAACAUCCCAAACAUUCCUUUCCUCACUCCACCACCGUCAAAGUAGAAGAAGCGACGAGCUAGGUCUUUAGCUGACACGGAUUUAUAUUAGUCCUUGCGUUGACACAGCUUUGUAUCACACACUUUACUUUUGUGUCAGUUUGUAAUACACAUAUCUGUACUGUUUCUUAUUCUUUUUUUCGCUGGUGUCGUCCUUAUUCUUGUUGCUUCCAUUAGUCGGUUCCUUUUCUACUAUACUAUACAGAAUUUUCUUCUC